Molecule: messenger RNA, 594 nt
Organism: Carica papaya (papaya)
Lineage: Eukaryota; Viridiplantae; Streptophyta; Magnoliopsida; Brassicales; Caricaceae
Source: RefSeq, a predicted model, not a curated record
UCGGUCGUACUCUGUCAACGACCAUGAAAGGACCCAACACUUGUUCUCUUCCCAUUGAUUUUCUCACCAUCAGUCGCUUUCUUUAUAAAACCUCCCCAGUCCAAAUCAUUAACGGUCUCCUCUGAUUUUCCGAGCAACCAAACAAGAAAUUUAAUCCCAAAAUCCCGUUUUCCCGCUUCCGAGGGUAAGUGAGAGAAAAGCGAAAGAAAAUUGAGAGAGAAUCCAAAGGGAAGUUCCCCCGAACAAGAAACUGAGAGAAAAAUUAUGACGAUCGAGGCGGCAGCAACACCUACGCCGGUACCCGCACCUGCAGUACCGCCGACUGGGAAUGCGGAGACACAGAAGAAGAACAGAAUUCAAGUGUCGAAUACCAAGAAACCUCUCUUCUUCUAUGUCAAUCUUGCAAAAAAGUAUAUGCAGCAGCACAAUGAGGUUGAGCUUUCUGCCUUGGGGAUGGCAAUUGCUACGGUUGUCACUAUUUCUGAAAUAUUGAAGAAUAAUGGUCUGGCUACUGAGAAGAAGCUUUUGACAUCUACCAUUGGCAUGAAGGAUGAGAAUAAAGGGCGGUUGGUUCAGAAGGCUAAGACCAUCUAA